Molecule: messenger RNA, 920 nt
Organism: Thelazia callipaeda (thelaziosis nematode)
Lineage: Eukaryota; Metazoa; Nematoda; Chromadorea; Rhabditida; Thelaziidae
Source: the annotation of a GenBank genome assembly
AUGUCAGAAAACGAGAUAAGAGCACUUUGUCAUAAAAGCAGGGAGAUUUUUUUAUCACAGCCCAUCCUCCUGGAACUUGAAGCGCCACUGAAAAUCUGUGGAGAUAUACACGGGCAGUACAAUGAUUUGUUACGAUUGUUUGAGUAUGGUGGGUUCCCACCAGAAGCAAAUUAUUUAUUUCUUGGAGACUACGUUGAUCGAGGAAAGCAAAGUCUAGAGACAAUAUGUUUGCUCUUGGCUUACAAAGUGAAGUAUCCUGAAAAUUUUUUCUUGUUACGAGGAAAUCACGAGUGCGCUAGUAUUAAUCGUAUAUAUGGAUUUUAUGAUGAAUGCAAACGUCGAUUUUCAAUAAAAUUGUGGAAAACAUUCACUGAUUGCUUCAAUUGUUUGCCAAUAGCUGCUCUCAUAGAUGAAAAAAUUUUUUGUUGUCAUGGAGGACUUUCUCCAGAUUUGCAAAAUAUGGAGCAGAUCCGUAGAAUUAUGCGUCCUACAGAUGUUCCAGAUACUGGUUUAUUAUGUGACUUGUUAUGGUCUGAUCCAGACAAAGAUGUGCAAGGUUGGGGAGAAAAUGACCGAGGUGUUUCAUUUACAUUCGGGCCUGAUGUCGUCGCAAAGUUUUUAAAUCGUCAUGAUUUAGACUUAAUUUGUCGGGCUCAUCAGGUGGUAGAAGAUGGCUACGAGUUUUUUGCUAAACGUCAGCUCGUGACAUUAUUUUCCGCGCCAAAUUAUUGUGGUGAGUUUGACAAUGCUGGUGGGAUGAUGAGCGUUGAUGAAACAUUGAUGUGCUCUUUUCAGAUUUUGAAGCCAUCAGAAAAAAAAGCGAAAUAUCAAUAUGCUGGUUUGAACAGCGGUCGCCCAAUCACAUCGCCACAGCGAACUCCUGGUGUUGCAGCAGCAGGAAUACAGAAAAAAAAGUAAGU